GAGUCGUCGACGAAGAAGAGGCCAUCAGCCAGGUCGCCAGCGCAGGAAAAGGUUUAUUCAGAGUCUCCAUCUCUCUCAGGCUAUACGCCUAGGGCUGGACCAGUUAGGCGCUGGCUAGCUAGCUAGCAAGUGCUAUAGCUCUCAUAGUUCAUAAGGAGGUGUAGUCUGAAGGCCAAGAGAGCCAGCAAGGAGAACUCGAUCGAUCAGACACCGAGAAAAAGAAGGGUGAAGAAGCGCACCAAGAUCGCUGAUCGAUGGAAGACGGCAGGGCUGCGAGAAGGAUGUCAUCUGCCCCAACUACCCGGAGAAGCAGAUCUGCCGAUUUCCACAAUUUUUCAGAAAGGAGGCGAAGGGAUAGGAUCAACGAGAAGCUGAAGGCACUGCAAGAGCUACUUCCAAAUUGCACCAAGACGGACAAGGUGUCGAUGCUCGACGAAGCCAUCGACUAUCUGAAAUCACUCCAGCUGCAAUUGCAGAUGCUGGUGAUGGGGAAGGGGAUGGCGCCCGUGGUGCCGCCGGAGCUGCAGCAGUACAUGCACUACAUCACGGCGGACCCUGCGCAGAUGCAUAUGCCUCCGUUGCGCCCGACGUCUGAGCCGCCGCGGCCGUUCCAGAUCACCCACGCCGGCGGCGGCGGUGGACGCCCGGAGCGGCAGUCCAACGUGGAGUCGGAUUUCCUCAGCCAGAUGCAGAAUCUGAACCCUUCCGAGCCGCCCCACAACUUCCUCAGGCCCCCCAAGCUGCAACUCUACACCCCGGAACAGAGGGGGACAGGGCUAGGCAGCAGCAGUGGCCACAACGGCGGCUGGAAUAUCCCGGAGAGGAAUUCCUCGUACAACUUCAUGGAGUGAUGAGCUCAUCGAGCUGCUCUCCUCCUGUUGAAUUGCAUGCAUGCUAGGAUGAGAUGACAAGCUAGCAUGCAGCCUUGUCUGGAAGAUUGCAUGCUUCCAGACUUUCAGUCCGUGAUUGAUGUGUUUCACCUCGAUCAAACUCCCAGAGAUGGUAGCGCUCUUGAAUUGCAUGCAUGCUAGUUGUGUUUCGUCAAUAAAAACAUCCUGUGACCGAUUUUGCUCUGCAAAUGUUACAUUCUCAUGCCCGUGUCCGUGCACGUACAUAGCAGUCCAUUAA
Molecule: messenger RNA, 1128 nt
Organism: Brachypodium distachyon (stiff brome)
Lineage: Eukaryota; Viridiplantae; Streptophyta; Magnoliopsida; Poales; Poaceae
Product: transcription factor PIF1
Exons: 6
Coding region: 255-851 (198 amino acids)
Cellular component (GO): nucleus
Molecular function (GO): protein dimerization activity
Source: RefSeq, a predicted model, not a curated record